This is a messenger RNA of Diaporthe amygdali, 3423 nucleotides long. RefSeq lists its product as uncharacterized. Bases 1 to 3423 code for a protein of 1140 amino acids. Gene Ontology annotation, molecular function: transmembrane transporter activity; zinc ion binding; DNA-binding transcription factor activity, RNA polymerase II-specific. The transcript has 10 exons. Gene Ontology annotation, biological process: regulation of DNA-templated transcription; transmembrane transport; DNA-templated transcription. Lineage: Eukaryota; Fungi; Ascomycota; Sordariomycetes; Diaporthales; Diaporthaceae. The record is from RefSeq and is a predicted model, not a curated record.
AUGUCGACGUCUGGAAAAACCAUCGGUGAGAUUGAGCACCUGGAACGGGCUGACGGGAUUGCUUCAGUCAAUCUAAAGCCAAGUGCAAGAGUCGAUACCAUCCACAACGAUGAAGCCCUCAAGGUGCUCGCCGGUUACGACGGCGAAAGCACGUGGACUGCCGCCGAAGAGAACAAACUGCGAAGGAAGAUCGAUUGGAUGCUGAUGCCCGUCUUGUGCAUGACGUACGGGCUGCAAUACUAUGACAAGGCCAUGUUAUCCCAAGCUGCUUUAUUCGGACUUCGGACAGACCUAGAUUUGACAACUGGUGAUCGAUACUCCUUCUCAGCCUCCAUAUUCUACCUUGGGUUCAUCGUUGGCGCCUACCCAGCGAUGGUUCUUGCCCAGAAGUAUCCCGUGGAGCGUGUUGCGUCAAUCAUCGUCACCCUAUGGGGGCUGUGCCUGCUUCUGACCACGCAGUGCACCAAUUACAAGAGUCUCUUUGCGCAGCGCUUUUUUCUGGGGUUUCUUGAAGCACCAAUCAGUCCUAUGUUCAUGCUUAUAGUCGGGAGUUGGUACAAGAAGAACGAACAAGCCAUGAGAAUGGGGAUUUGGUAUAGCUGUACAGGCUAUGUCUCUGUCUUCUCCCCACUCAUCAAUUAUGGGCUCGGUCAGAUCAACGGUGGCGCGUCGUCUUGGAGGUACAUGUACUACUUCUCUGGAGCCCUGACAAUAGUCUGGGGCAUUCUUCUAUACUUUGCAUUGCCACCAGACCCCAUCCGAGCUCAAGGCUUUGAUCAUAGACAGCGGUACAUAUUGAUCGCCAGACUUCGGAACAACAACUCCGGAGUUCGAAACACGCACUUUAAGAGUGACCAGGUGUGGGAACUGCUUUCAGACGUCAAGUUCUGGCUGGUGUUUUCCAUUGCGUUUCUGUCCAUGAUCGCCAACGGCCCAAUCUCUACAUUUGUUCCGAUAAUUAUCAACGGAUUCGGAUUCAGCACACUCAACAGUCUAUUACUCGUCAUGCCUGCUGGGGCGUAUGCCGGUACUGUGCAGCUGCUGUUUCCGUACCUGGCAUCCAAGUACAAAGACCUCAGGAGCUGGAUCUAUCUGGGCGGCCAGCUCUUGAGCACGCUUGCCGCACUCCUUCUGUGGCUUCUGCCGCUAUCUGCAAAGGGCGCUUUGCUUGUGGAGGGCUUCGACCAUGCUUACGAAGAUGACCUGACGGAUAUAAAGAAUGCGCAGUUCAGUUUCGCUCUCGGCUUGCUGUCUCCACUGCACGUUGAGGGUCCCAGGCUGAUGAUAAAGGGCGGGGCCCCGCAGCGAGUCCUGCAGUGGUUGCAGGCGACCUUGGCCCGCUGCCGCGUACUAGCUGAAGACACGAUGCCCGAGACUAUUAAAGUCCAUGAUUGGCUGCAUUUCGAUGCUCAGGAGGCGAAGAAGAGACGUGCAGAAGCUGUAUGCACCGAGUGCCACUCGAAAAAGGUCAAGUGUGAUUUCCAGCAACGUACAACUCAUGGCAUAGAGAAUUGUACCAACUGUCAAGCAUCAGAAAAGGAGUGCCACCUGCGCACUUCCCGACGCAGAAAGCGCCGUGUGGUGCCGGCGACGCAGCGUCCGAACCGGCCUCUGACUCCUCCUCAGUCGGAGGUAGUCGUAGCCACGGCUGACGGCUCCAGCUCGCAAGCAGACCUGACACUUGAUACCAUUCACUUCUCAUCAUCCCCUGGGUUCCAGGAAAUCGAUUUGGUUCGAUCUGAAGCAAUGGCCGAAAGGCCCUCGCCCUCAGUGUCAAAUCACACAACGUCACUCCUGCAAGGCGGCCAACAGGGCCCGUCCCCUUCUGCAAAUAGCGCCACUUCUCGUCCAGGACUCAUCACCGGUAGUCAAAGAGGCGAUAUAGAUACGGGAUUCCUACAUGUUUAUGGCCCUGAAAACGAGUUCGAUGCCCAGAAACAAGCCCUCGAGGCCUGCCUCAACCAAGAGUACCCCUUAGCCGACCCACAACAGCAGGGUCUUAUGGGAAGCUUUUCCGAGACGUAUUUUGAAUACUGCUACCCCUGGUGUCCGGUCCUAGACCCGAGCACUAUUGAUAACGAGAUAGCGCGUUCCCCACUGCUUGCCAACGCCCUGGCGGUUGCUGGUAGUCACGUCCAGCCCCCCUUAAUGCCUUGCCUAGGACCUGCAGAGUAUUACAAAAAGGCGAGGACUAUCUUCUACGAGGACGGGGAAAUGGAUGAAUUGGCUACACUCAAGUCCAUCGCUAUCUUCUAUUGGUGGGCGCCUCGGCCGCCGUCUCUUGUCCACCGACGCUCGUCUUGGUGGUGGACAUCUGUCUCCAUCCGACACGCACAACAGAUGAAUCUCCAUCGGGAGCCCUCGGCGGACGAUCCUUUGAGGGAGCAACUAUCUCUCAGCCUCCGGCGGAGGAUCUGGUGGACGGCCUUUGACUUCAAGGCCAGGGAGCGAUUGACGGCACUGUGCCAGAGUAAACCCGUCAUAAUUGACCCAGAGGACUGUAGUAUUUCCGAAUUGGUCCUCGAGGAUUUUCCCAGUGAGCCCCGUCUACAACGUAAGGGCGAAGUCUUUAUCUACUGGGUCCGCCUAUGUGCCAUCAUUGGAAAGGUCGCAAAGACUCUGUUCAGACCAGCGAUGAAUGCAUCUCCUGAUUUCCAGUCCCUUGAUCAACAUCGAAAGGAACUAGUUGAUUGGGUGACGUCCCUUCCACCACAUUUACGGCUUUCCAUAAACUCCGCUAGAACCCAGCAUUUUGACAGAGACGUACAUCAGCUCCAUUUGCCCUACCUGACGACCAUCAUCGUCCUGAAUCUUCGGCGCUCAGCAGAAUCACUGCCUCAAGCACUUCCGCCGGCCAUCCUUGCAGCUUCCUGCACUUCCAGGAUACUGCGAGAUAUUCUCGCACGGGGUAAUACCCGUUUCUUGCAGGCAAUCAGCUGCUGGUACUGUGGAACCGCUUUUAUCCCGCUUCUUCAGGCCUCAUGGGUUCCUAGUCUGUCCAAAGAUGCCAACGCUUCCCUUGAUAUCUUAGAGCGCACAGUCGAGCAGCUCCAAAAGAUGUGGGCCACAGCCGACGUAAUACAAGGCGGAUUCAGACGGCUCAGGAGUAUGGCGACUGAGUCUUCAUGGAAUGUCCCGCUUCCAUUACAGCCGAUCGAUCAUGCAGCAACGGGUCCUAACCACGAGAACUCACUGGUCUCUGAGGGCGUCGAAGGCUUCGAUUGGACCACGCUAUUCCCUUUUGCUACACGCCAGACCAGCGAUAUUGCCGACGUUCUAUUGAAGGAUAACGAGGAAGGGAUGCUCAAUGAUGUUUUCCCUUCAGACAGUACUAUGUUUCAAGAGGCUCUGAUGACUCAAUUCGAUGAUCCGUUCGCCGAAAGCCCAGACCUCAGAAUAGAUUUCAUGGCGAUGCCGCCGUAG